GUUUGUUGUAUAUUUAAAGAACAAUUUAUUCCUCUUCAAAUGUCAAAUGUUAUUCCUCUCUUUCAAUUUGACACAUAGCUGAAGUUCUUUCUCCUAACUUGACACAUUUUGUUCAUUCUUAAAUUUACCUAAAAAGGUAAUAAACAAUGGCCACGACACAACUGAAUAGGGCACGAACAAUCAAGAAAAUCGAAAAACCUCGGCCACUCAAACUUAAUCAGCGCCAUACGACCGUCGAUGGACGGAUCACGACAGUGGAGGACAUAGUGUCCUUAAUCGACAAUGUUACGAUGCAAUUAACUAAUGGCUUCCAUGACCAAACGCUGCAAAUGAAUGUGAUUACAAUGUGUAAUCAUCUCAAACUUUAUGCACAUCAGUUAGAAGCUAUUUACAAAGAUCAGCUGGACAGAGCUUUUGUCGCAAUAAGGAAUGGAAGUCAAGACGAGAGACUAGAUCUGACGACUAGGGUUCAUUUGCUGGAACUUAUAGAAUUGCGAGCUAAACAAUGGCGUCACACAGACUCUAUGGAUGUAUAUUAUACUCAUAAAUUAUCGCAUCUUGAUAAUACAGAAGGAACUCUAGAAACACUUGCGAAUCCAUUGGCUUCACCUUUGACGGUAGUUCCACCUACUGCUACAUCUAUUCUGGGUCCUGGUGAAGUAAUAAAAAAUAGUGGCAAAUUUGCGAAGCCUACUCGGAUUCCUGGUAAAAAUUAUUGCAAGGAUGAAGUUGUUAUACGUAACAGUGAUUCUGGUAAAGUGAUGGGAAUAAAAGGGCGUCGUGUUCACAUGAUCGAAGAACUGAGCCAGACGAUCAUCUCCUUCCAGCGAGUAAACCCUGGGGCUAAAGAACGACUUGUCCAAAUAACUGGUACUUCCGAGGACAAGAUACAUUAUGCGAAGGAUUUAAUAAAGGAUACGAUUCAACGAAAUGCAUCUCCGGUACGGUUGGAGCAAGGUGGAGGAGAAAAAGGAGGUAUAGGAGGUUCAAGCUCUUCUUUAAAUAGUAGUGCAUCUGAAGAAAGUAAUCGAUUGCAACAACACCAACAACAGAAUUCUCGUUUGAGAAGUUCACUCCUUCAUAGCUUCUCCACCAACGACGCCAGUAUUGGCGAAUAUAAAUAUACAGUUACAGUCGAUAAUCAAUCCCUUAAGAUUACAGGAACAAAUUUGGAUCUUGUUAGGACUGCAAAAUUAGUGCUGGAUGAAUAUUUCUUAGGAGAUUCUGAACAAUUUGGAAGUGGAAUAGAAUAUUUUACCUUUGACGAAAAACCUGCUUCAUCUGAUAAUAAUUUGUCACAAACACCAUUAACUCCAAGUAAUACCGUUUCAUUAGGACGAGAAUUAAGUAUGGAUAGUGCAGCUACUUCUGAAAGUGAAGAAACAUAUAAAUCACAUCUUGCUACAGAACUUCAGUCAUCUGAUCAAGAUCCAGAAAUCAGAGAACUCACUUAUGAGUUCUUGCUGCUAUGUUCCACAGGCCCUUAUGCAAAACGGCCUCCUGCAGAUUGGGCUCGUAUACAGAAGGAAUGCCCGAAUAUUGUUCGUAAGGCACCGAUUCGCUGGUUCGAACCGGAGACAUACAAAGCAAAAGUAGCAGCAGCUGGUGUCAUUGCAAUAUUACCUGCUGGUGAAGGAGAAACAGAUCCUGAGUGAGAUUAUAUUUUCAAAUCAUCCUUAUAUACAUUGCACAUUUAGAGAAACAAAAUCUUCCAGUUUAUCUCGUGCCUUCUUGCGAAUGCAUUGUGAUAAUUAAUAUGAUGGCAGUAACAAAGAACAACUGUAAGUUACACGUACUUUUACAAUUGUAUUAAAAUAUGUAUUGUGAUUUUAUGGAAAUUUUGCAGAAAAUUUUCAUUAUUCAACAUUUCAUUACAACAAGAUCACGUAGAUAUAGUUAUACUAAUAGUAUGAUGUUCUUAUAUACAAAUGCAAUUUUGAAUCUUACAAAGCAUUUAUGCUUGGUACAGAUAUAUCGGAACAAUGCAAAGUUGUAUACAUAAUAAAAAUUCACAAUUAGUUGGUCAUAAUUAAUAUGACACAAUUUAGAUUUGUAAUAAAUAUCAAAUCUAACUUGAAUUGUCAUCUGUGUUAGUAAUACUAUAAAAAAACACUAUUAAUGUGGACUGGCUGGGACCAUGUCAAACUAAUUACAGUGGAAAAUUAAAUAUAAAAGAUAUUAAAAAUAGUUUUCAAUUACAAAUAUAUAUCACGUGAUUGUUUCUA
Messenger RNA from Vespa mandarinia (Asian giant hornet), 2225 nucleotides. It is a transcript of the gene mxt, whose product is annotated as Eukaryotic translation initiation factor mextil. Lineage: Eukaryota; Metazoa; Arthropoda; Insecta; Hymenoptera; Vespidae. Gene Ontology annotation, cellular component: RNA cap binding complex; cytoplasm. Gene Ontology annotation, biological process: regulation of formation of translation initiation ternary complex; positive regulation of translation. The record is from RefSeq and is a predicted model, not a curated record. Gene Ontology annotation, molecular function: RNA binding; translation initiation factor activity; eukaryotic initiation factor 4E binding.